Chionomys nivalis (European snow vole) is the source of this 1017-nucleotide messenger RNA. RefSeq names its product gastrin releasing peptide (gene Grp). The coding region runs from base 326 to 751 and encodes 141 amino acids. The transcript is spliced from 3 exons. The record is from RefSeq and is a predicted model, not a curated record. Gene Ontology annotation, molecular function: neuropeptide hormone activity. Gene Ontology annotation, biological process: neuropeptide signaling pathway. NCBI's taxonomy places the organism in Eukaryota, Metazoa, Chordata, Mammalia, Rodentia, Cricetidae.
UCGGAUGGGACUAGUAGAGAAAGGGAGUUGGGUCAAGGUACACUCAGCCUUUCAUUACUCGUCAUAGAUGAAUGGUUCACCGGGCAGGCAUCCGGGAGCCCGGCUCGCUAUAGGGAGACGUCAAUGCGCUCCGGUCCCGGGUGGAAGAGCCCCCGGCCCCUCCCGCGCAGGCUUCCUUUAUAUAAAGUCCGGGGCCUCGUCGAGUCUGCAGCAGUGGCGCUCGAAGCGGCAGUGGCAAGCGCUCCUUUCCUCCUGUCGCUGCUCCUCCGCUAGGACAGCGCGCUCUCAGCUUCACCGAGAGCCCUGAGGACUUCCCGCCGGGACCAUGCGAGGCUUGGAGCUCCCACUUUUGCUGUUGGCGCUGGUCCUCUGCCAGGCGCCCCGGGGGCCAGCUGCUCCAGUGUCCGCAGGCACAGGCGGAGGGACUGUCCUGGCCAAGAUGUACCCGCGCGGCAGCCACUGGGCGGUGGGACAUUUAAUGGGGAAAAAAAGCACAGAUGAGUCUCCGUCCCUGUAUGUGUCUGAGGGAGACGGCCUGAAGGAGCAGCUGAGGGAAUACAUCCGCUGGGAAGAAGCUACAAGGAAUUUGCUGGGUCUCCUAGAAGCCUUGGGAAACAGAAGCCAUCUGUCACCUCAUCACCAGCCUACUUGGGUUUCCGAGGACCGCAGCUACUCGAAUGAUGUUCAAAACGCAAAGUUGGUGAACUCUCUGCUCCAGAUUCUCAAGGGGAAGGAAGGAACCUCCAGCUAAAGGGACAAUGACAAGGACAGCGUCCAAGGAGCAAAACAAAACCCUUCAGAGACUGCGCUCUGCAAGCACCCAUUCUACUGGACCAUCAACCGGAUUUUCUUUGUGCAAUUUACUUAACGAUUCCUGUAUCUUUCAACCGCGACUAAACUCGUGAUUUUCAAGCAGCAUUUCUGGUUUGAACUUGUUUCUGUGAACAACAGCCGAGAAAGCGUUCCAAUGAAUGCUUUUCCCAGCUAGGCUUUUUGUUGAUUGGAUUCAGGGCUCCA